GCACCGAAGGCAAUUAUUAACAUGCUCGCCACAGGCACACGCAUUGUCGGCCGGGCAUUUGUUGACGCCUACAAACAGGCAAACAUAAACUCUGCGGCCGCGCGCGCCGCCGCUGGCAACAUGAAGGCAGUCGCUGACGGCGACAAGAUGACAAAGGCGUCAGGAAUCACAGUCGAUGAGUCACUGAAGAUCCUGAACCUGGACGACGCCAACGACAAGGAGUCGAUGCUAAAGAAGUACGAGCAUUUGUUUGCUGCUAACGAUCCGAAGAAGGGCGGCUCGCUUUACUUGCAAGCAAAGGUCAUUCGCGCUAGGGAGCGGAUAGAGAUGGAAUGGGCCCAGGAGAAAUUGAAGGCUGAGCAGGAGAUGGCUGAAAAGCAG
Molecule: messenger RNA, 381 nt
Organism: Linderina pennispora
Lineage: Eukaryota; Fungi; Kickxellomycota; Kickxellomycetes; Kickxellales; Kickxellaceae
Product: mitochondrial import inner membrane translocase subunit tim-16
Exons: 1
Biological process (GO): protein import into mitochondrial matrix
Cellular component (GO): TIM23 mitochondrial import inner membrane translocase complex
Source: RefSeq, a predicted model, not a curated record